This is a messenger RNA of Impatiens glandulifera, 1467 nucleotides long. Its product is annotated as magnesium transporter MRS2-I-like. Bases 84 to 1202 code for a protein of 372 amino acids. Gene Ontology annotation, molecular function: magnesium ion transmembrane transporter activity. Gene Ontology annotation, cellular component: membrane. The transcript is spliced from 11 exons. Gene Ontology annotation, biological process: magnesium ion transport; transmembrane transport. Lineage: Eukaryota; Viridiplantae; Streptophyta; Magnoliopsida; Ericales; Balsaminaceae. The record is from RefSeq and is a predicted model, not a curated record.
UCUUUCUCUCUCUCUCUCUCUAUCUAGUCUUAUCAAGCCACUUUCUCACGAAUUUUGAAUGAUUUUCAAGAGAAGAGGGAUCUAUGUUGCUGAUGGAGAGUGUCAUGAAGAAGGCCGCCGUCUCCAGGAGCUGGAUUAAGCUGGACCAGAGCGGCCAUGGAACGAUAAUGGAUCUCGACAAGUUUGAUAUCAUGCGCCGAGUUCCUAUUCACGCCAGGGACCUUCGAAUUAUUGAUUCCUUGCUUUCUUAUCCUUCUAUAAUCAUAGGCCGAGACAAAGCUAUCAUUCUCAAUCUGGAGCACAUAAAAGCUAUCAUCACUGCAGAUGAGGUUUUUCUUCGAGACCCUCUAGAUGACAAUGUUAUUCCUGUUGUGGAAGAAUUAAACAGAAGACUGCCUCCUCCUUCGAGUUCUAACUCCGGAGGAGUUGUGGGAGAAGAUGAAGAACCUUCUUCAAGGGCCCAAGAUGAUGAAGAAAAUGCUGUUCUAGAAUUCCCAUUUGAAUUUCGUGCUCUGGAGGUUGCUUUAGAAGCGAUGUGCAGUUUUCUUGAUGCACGUACAAGAGAAUUGGAGACUUCUGCUUACCCAGCUUUGGAUGAGCUUACCACAAAGAUCAGCAGCCGUAAUUUGGACCGAGUUCGUAAGCUAAAGAGUGCAAUGACAAGGCUGACUAGUCGGGUUCAGAAAGUAAGGGAUGAACUGGAACAACUUCUAGAUGAUGAUGAUGAUAUGGCAGUUCUUUACUUAUCAAGGAAACUAAAUGGGUUUUCUUCACCUGUGAGUGGUUCAAAGCUUUCUAGAACAACAAGUAGAGGAAGUGCUGCAUCUACUCUUAAUCCAGAACCUGAUAUUGAAGAACUCGAAAUGUUGCUUGAGGCUUACUUUAUUCAAAUUGAAGGCACAAUGAACAAACUGACCACAUUGCGUGAAUACAUUGACGAUACUGAAGAUUACAUCAACAUCCAGUUGGAUAAUCAUCGAAAUCAACUGAUUCAGCUGGAGCUCUUCCUAAGUUCAGGGACUGUUUGUUUAUCUGUAUAUUCAUUGGUGGCUGCUAUAUUUGGUAUGAACAUACCAUACACAUGGAAGGAGGGCCAUGGUUAUGUUUUCAAAUGGGUAGUUAUUCUCACAGGGAUUGUUUGUGGCACCAUUUUCUUAUCAAUAGCUUCAUAUGCUCGCCAUAAAGGUCUAGUGGAAUCUUAAACUUUAUGAAGGUACCACAUGUAUGUUUUUUAUUGGAUAUAAAUGUUCAAAUUUCAGUUUAAGUUUUGUUUUUUAUUAGGACCAGUUUAGGAGUCUAAGAGGCUUGUUUGUUAGACACCCAACUGGUACUAGUAGCUAGCCCAUUUUUUUUUAGGGCACCAAUAAAAGGUGCUUUUUUAUCUUCUUUUUAUUUUGGUUUGUAUUUGGAUCUAACUAUUAUUUUAUCUCAGACAGUUAAAUUGUAAAUAAUUUUUUGGGUUUGGUA